Manis javanica (Malayan pangolin) is the source of this 10658-nucleotide messenger RNA. Lineage: Eukaryota; Metazoa; Chordata; Mammalia; Pholidota; Manidae. The record is from RefSeq and is a predicted model, not a curated record.
UCCGGGUGGCGACGCUCUGGCCCGCGUUUGCUCGAUGGUCGCGCGCUGCCACCCGGGCCCGCACGGUCCAGUCGCCAGGGGGCGCGCUGACCGGCGGCGCCGAUCUCCGAGCUGCGCGGCCCGACUCGCGUCCGCCAUAUUGGAUGCCGCAGCCGCUGCUGCCAGCGCUUCCUCCUCCGUCUUCGCCGCGCGCGGGUGGUUCCUGCGGCCCAAGCGGCGGGGAGGUGAAAGAGGAGUCUGACGGAGGAAGCGGGUGGAGACCCUUCCCCGCCGGCGCCUGCCUUCGCGGCGCCCCCUCCUCGUGGCCGCGCCGCCACCCCCGGCCCGCGCUCUCCGCCCAGCGCAGUGGCCGCCUCCUCUUCCGCCGCCGGGCUCGGGGCCUCCGCGCCGUCAACAUGGAGGCCGUGAAAACCUUCAACAGCGAGUUGUAUUCCCUGAAUGACUACAAACCACCUAUUUCUAAAGCAAAAAUGACCCAAAUUACUAAGGCAGCCAUCAAAGCUAUUAAGUUCUAUAAACAUGUGGUACAGAGUGUUGAGAAAUUCAUUCAGAAAUGUAAACCAGAAUAUAAGGUACCUGGACUUUAUGUUAUCGACUCCAUUGUACGACAAUCUCGACAUCAGUUUGGUCAAGAAAAGGAUGUAUUUGCACCCAGAUUUAGUAAUAACAUCAUUAGCACUUUUCAGAAUUUAUAUCGUUGCCCUGGGGAUGACAAGAGUAAAAUAGUGAGAGUAUUGAAUUUAUGGCAGAAGAAUAAUGUAUUUAAGAGUGAGAUUAUUCAACCUCUUUUGGAUAUGGCAGCAGGAAUUCCCCCUCCAGUCGUUACACCUGUUCUGGCCAGUACUACCGCUGCCAUGAGCAAUACCCCAGGAACUCCUGUGACGCCUGUUACUCCAGCCAAUGUGGUACAGGGUUUACCCGAUCCAUGGGUAUCUCAGAUAACAAGUACAGAUACACUUGCAGCUGUAGCUCAGAUCUUACAAAGUCCUCAAGGCCAGCAGCUUCAGCAGUUAAUACAGACGUUGCAGAUACAGCAGCAGAAGCCUCAGCCUUCCAUCCUGCAGGCCCUGGAUGCUGGUCUUGUUGUGCAGCUGCAGGCUCUCACGGCACAGCUCACAGCUGCUGCAGCCGCUGCCAACACCCUCACUCCCUUAGAACAGGGAGUGUCCUUUAACAAGAAGUUGAUGGAUAGAUUUGACUUUGGGGAAGAUUCUGAGCAUAAUGAAGAAACCAAAAAGGAAAUCACAACUUCUCAACUUUCUCAUGUUUCAGACUCUGUGAACAAUUCCAUUUUUCAUCAGAUAGCAGAACAGCUACAGCAGCAGAACCUUGAACAUCUUAGACAACAACUCCUGGAACAACAGCCUCAAAAGGCAACCCCUCAGGACAGCCAAGAAGGAACAUUUGGAUCAGAGCAUUCUGCAUCCCCAUCACAAGGGAGCAGUCAACAGCAUUUCCUUGAACCUGAAGCAAAUUUGGAUGAUUCCAUAGAUAUUCAGCAACAGGAUAUGGAUAUAGAUGAAGGACAAGAUGGAGUAGAAGAGGAGAUCUUUGAACAAGAAGCAAAGAAAGUGGCUGUUCGCUCAAGAUCAAGAACACAUUCACGAUCUCGUUCAAGAUCACCAAGAAAACGAAGGUCUAGGUCACGAUCUGGUUCUCGAAAGCGUAAACACAGAAAACGAUCACGCUCACGCUCAAGAGAAAGAAAGAGGAAGUCAUCACGUUCAUACUCAAGUGAAAGAAGAGCUAGAGAAAGGGAGAAAGAACGGCAGAAAAAGGGAUUACCUCCAGUUAGAUCUAAAACAUUAAGUGUGUGUAGUACUACUCUGUGGGUUGGUCAGGUAGACAAGAAGGCCACACAGCAAGAUUUAACCAACCUGUUUGAAGAGUUUGGACAAAUUGAAUCCAUUAAUAUGAUUCCUCCCAGGGGCUGUGCUUAUGUCUGCAUGGUUCAUCGACAAGAUGCCUUUCGUGCUCUUCAGAAACUUAGUUCUGGAUCAUAUAAAAUUGGGUCCAAGGUCAUUAAGAUUGCUUGGGCUUUAAACAAAGGUGUAAAAACAGAAUAUAAACAAUUCUGGGAUGUGGAUCUUGGAGUUACAUAUAUACCUUGGGAAAAAGUUAAAGUAGAUGACUUGGAAGGUUUUGCAGAAGGAGGCAUGAUUGAUCAGGAAACUGUAAAUACUGAGUGGGAAACUGUGAAAAGCUCAGAACCUGUUAAAGAGACGGUCCAGACAACUCAGAGCCCAACUCCAGUUGAAAAGGAGACAGUGGUCACAACCCAGGCAGAGGUUUUCCCUCCACCUGUUGCUAUGUUACAGAUUCCAGUAGCACCAGCUGUGCCUACAGUUAGUUUAGUACCACCAGCAUUUCCUGUGUCAAUGCCGGUUCCUCCUCCUGGAUUCAGUCCAAUCCCUCCACCUCCUUUUCUGAGAGCAAGUUUUAACCCAUCACAGCCACCUCCUGGUUUCAUGCCACCUCCAGUUCCACCUCCUGUUGUACCACCACCUACUAUUCCACCAGUAGUACCAACAUCUUUAGUGCAGCCACCAUUAUCCAUGACUCCAGAAACCGUGAAGGACGUUGGAUUUGGUAGUCUCGUUUUACCGGGUGGUUCUGUUGCCAGCAGUCUUGCUGCUUCCACCCUGCCAGCUGGAAAUGUUUUUAAUCCUCCAGCUAAACAAGCAGAGCCUGAAGAAAAAGUACCUCAUCUUAUAGAACACCAGAUUUCUGGUGAAAACACCAGAUCAGUGAUUCCAAAUGACAUUUCAAGUACUGCAAUUUUAGGAGGACAACCGCCAAAUGUGACAAGCAAUUCUGGAAUUCUGGGUGUCCCAAGACCAAAUGUAUCAAGUAAUUCUGAAAUUCUUGGAGUCCGGCCUUCUAAUGUUUCCAGUAGUUCUGGAAUUAUUGGAGCCCAGCCACCAAAUAUUCUAAAUAACUCUGGUAUUUUGGGAAUACAGCCACCAAGUGUUUCGAGUAGUUCUGGACUUCUGGGAGUGCUACCCCCAAAUAUCCCUAACAAUUCUGGACUUAUUGGAGUACAGCCACCAAGUAUUCCAAAUACUUCUGGACUUUUGGGAACACAGCCACCAGCUGGGCCUCAAAACUUACCCCCUUUAAAUCUCUCUAGUCAGAGGAUGCCUCCAAUCCCAAUGCUGGAUAUUCGUCCAGGACUGAUACCACAGACACCUGGACCAAGAUUCCCUUUAAUACAGCCUGGAAUUCCACCCCAACGGGGAAUCCCUCCCCCAUCAGUACUUGAUGCAGCUCUUCAUCCACCACCUCGUGGUCCUUUUCCUCCAGGAGAUAUUUUUUGUCAACCAGAAAGACCUUUUCUAGUUCCUGGAAGACAAAGUGUAGACAAUGUUACUAAUCCAGAAAAAAGGAUACCGCUUGGGAAUGAUAGCAUUCAACAGGAAGGAGAUAGAGAUUACCGGUUUCCUCCCAUAGAAACCAGGGAAAGCAUUGGUAGACCUCCCCCAGUGGAUGUCAGGGAUGUGGUUGGACGACCUGUAGAUCCAAGAGAAGGUCCUGGAAGGCCUCCGUUAGAUGGUAGGGAUCAUUUUGGAAGACCACCUAUAGAUAUUAGAGAGAAUCUUGUGAGGCCAGGUAUAGAUCAUCUUGGUCGGAGAGACCACUUUGGCUUUAAUCCAGAGAAGCCCUGGGGACAUAGAGAUUUUGAUGAGAGAGAGCAUCGGGUUCUACCUGUUUAUGGUGGUCCAAAAGGCUUACAUGAAGAAAGAGGUAGAUUCCGGUCUGGAAACUAUCGAUUUGAUCCUAGAAGUGGUCCUUGGAACAGAGGAUUUGGACAAGAAGUUCACAGAGAUUUUGAUGACCGCAGAAGACCCUGGGAGAGGCAAAGGGACAGGGAUGACAGAGAUUUUGAUUUCUGCAGAGAAAUGAAUGGAAAUCGUCUUGGACGAGAUAGAAUGCAAAACACCUGGGUCGCCCCCCCUCAUGCUCGGGUUUUUGAUUUUUUUGAAGGGACCACUUCUCAGCGAAAAGGUGAUAAUGUGCCUCAGGUUAAUGGUGAAAAUACUGAGAGACAUGCUCAGCCACCACCCUUACCAGUACAGAAUGAUCCUGAACUUUAUGAAAAACUGACAUCUUCAAGUGAAACAAACAAGGAGAAGAGUGACACAGUUGCUGAUGUAGAAAGUGAACCAGUGGUAAAAAGCACAGAAACUGAGGGGACAUAAUCAUCACUCAGUAGGUAAAAGAUACCUUUUGUAAAGUUGUCAUCUCUCUGUAAUAGGUUAAUGGCUGACUGGACCAUAGUUGUUCACUUUGUCUGCCAGAAUUAAGUUAAUCUGAUGUUCAUGUUCACCUUUCUCUUAAAAUAAUUGUACAACUGACUUGUAUAGACAUUGUUCUUAAUAUGAACAUGGUAGGUAAACAUUUUUUUAUUUUUCUGAUAAAAUAGAAAUGUUGCCCCCAAAUUCUUUUAACUUCAAGGAAAUGAAUAACAGCUUGUCAGAGACUUCCUAUGGAAGAAAGAAUUUUUUAGAUACUACCAUUAGGUUGGAUAUGGUGAUAGAUAUAUUUCAAAAUAGCAAGUGGUGGUAUAUCUUAUCCAUAUCUUUAGGCUGCUGCAGAAUUUUAAGGUAAUAGACAAAGCUGUGAUAUUUUAUGCAAAGACUGGCUCUAGAUAUUUGAGGAGCACAAUACAGAGAUUUUAAAAAGUGAUUUUGUAAAAUCUACACUAUGGUCUCUGUUUCUCCAAAGUAAGUGUUUGUGAUUUGUUCCUCAUACUGCAGUGAGUAAAAAAAACAAAAAACAAAAAAGAAAACAACAUAAAUAUUAAAGUACGUUUCAAUGUUGGGUGAAUUUUGUUUUUAGAUGCCAAUAAAACUUACUUGUUUGAUAACAGUGUUCUAGGAAUUGUAUUUUUUUAACCUACAAAUUCUUAAAACCCUGGAUCGUUAGCAGCAUGUGCUUAGUUGUUGCAAAAGUUCUCUAUACUCUUAAUAACAAUGAAGAACUGUGGUGGAAAAAACAUGUACUUUGAUAUAAAAACUGUGCAGUCUCUAGUAUGUAUGUAAUAUCUUUGUAUAUUGAUUGUGUAAGUCAUGCAUAGAUUUUUCUGUUUAUUUCCUGCACAUACAGAGAAAAAUAGGAAGUUGAUAAGUGAGAUAAUAUUCUUUAAAAUCAGAUAGAAAAUUAGAGAAAUUCAGCUAAUCUACAUUGCUCAUAGUUACAGCUCUUAGCAUUUAUGAAGGUAACAUAAGAAAUAUCAUAUAAAGAAAUACACUGGUAGUUUGGCAAUUCUUUUUUAUAUAGCUAAGCAUGAUGCCAGAUUGAGCAUGGACCCAAAUGUCAUGUAAAUAAUUGCAUUGCUUUGUUUCACACUAUACUUGCUAUUCUACCUAGAUAGGGCUAGUACUAAAGUACUUGCUGGUCACUUGCCUGAAGUGAAUUUCUUAAUUGCACAAAAUAUAUAGUGUUGUUGGUGGAUUUUAAAACAUUAAUUUGUAUACCAGGAACAAAGUGUCCAUUGUGUGUUCUGUAGGCAGGCUCUGGGUAACACUGUUCAGAUUAGCCUCCAAAGUAAACUGAGUAGCAGGAAAAUUUGGGAUUGGCUUCCUGUUUAUUUAUUAUUUUGCUUUUAAUUUUCAUUUAUUUGCUGUUUAUUUCUCCUUUGGGUUUUACAUAUGUACACAUACAUAUAAAACCAUUGGUGCUUUUCAUUUGCAAUGAAGGCUUUCACUUGGUUCUUUGGAUAGUCAUUCUGUUUCCUGUGCAUUUCCAACUUGCAUCGUUUGCUCUUUUUACCUAAAAUUCUUAAGCUACUUUUGUCAAGCCUGCCCAAAACUGAUAGAGCACACCAGCCAUUUAAAAUUGGAUUGUUUUUGCUUACUUCUAUUAUCUAGAGACCUCUUUGCCAAAAAUAUUUUCUUCUAUAGAUUCUGAGUAGAAAUAGUACAUUAUGUAUUUUGUUACUUGCAAAAGUGGAUGAGAGUGGAAAUUUGGUGUUUAUUUGUAAGAAUUCAGUUCAGUCUAGUAAUUUGAGUUGGUUUCAGAUCUUUUCCUUGGGGUAAUGGGAAAACCUGUGACAUGGGUACAAAGUUUUUUAAUGUUCAGGAAAGGUUGUCCUUGUGUUUAAGGAAAUUGUACUGACUGGGGUUUCUCUCAAACUACUUUAGUUGCAUUUACCAUUAUUAAAAUUAAGUGGCAUUCACUUGGAGUAAGUAGAGAUAAAAAGUGUGAGACUUUUCAGUGAGUUUUGAUUCCAUACUUUGUAUUACUGUUAGGCCUUCAUGUGCAAACUUGAAAACUAAAAACAUGUACAAGUACUGCCCUAGUUUGAAGAUUCUAGUGGUGAAAAUUAACUGGUCUUUGUCGGUACCGUAUCUAAAAACUCAUCUGGGAAUAUGUGACACUUACAGUAGCUGAAAAAAAAUUAUGUGUACUUGUUCUCACUUUCCUUAUUUGAAGCAGAAUACUUUAGUGAAAGAAUGUUACUCAUCCUCGGGCUGAAUAUUCAAAAACUAAUAUUUACAUUCACCAUUAUUUAAUGAUGAAGAGGAAAAGUUAGUUUGUCUUACUUUGAUAACUUUGAUAUAGGACCUAUCACAUUUUUUAUGCUUUUGAUCACAAUGCUGUCACUAGAAUGUAGCACUUAGGAAUAUGCAAGGAGUAACCUAACCACUUUAAUAAAAUAGUUGAAGUGCUGCAGGCAGUAACUACAUUAGACACCAAAUCACAGUGUUUUGAUUUGUGAUAUGUUAGAAGAAGAGUAAUAGGACCUUCUGUGGUAUUAGUAGAUUGCAAUAUUAUACAUUAUUUUUAAAUGUUUUUUUAUGUCUAAAUUUUUCAUUAAACAUUGGCUUCUGUUUUUAUACUGUACUUUAAUCAUUUAUAUUGUAAAUAGAAACAUUUUACAGCAAAGUAGUUUUUAUAAGUAGCAUAUUAAGGGUAGAUGCUCCUUUGUUCUAAUUUUAUUUCAUUGUAUAGCAUGGACAAAUACUUAGCAUUGGAAGAUGAAAUAGUAUAUAUAAAAUUGUUUAAACUCUGGAAAUGACUUCAUAAAAUAUUUAAUUGAUAAAUUUGCUCAUGAUUUAAACUGUUACAUUCCUAACAGAGAGGUUUCUUUUAUCCUGAUAAUUUAGUUGCUUCAUGAAAUUUAUUGGCCAUUUUUCACUCAUAUAUAAAUAUUAUAGUUUCUGGGCUACACAUUUAGGGUUAUUUUGAAGGUGGGGCCAGUUUUGUUAACAUUUAUAAAGAAAAAGUUAUUUCUUCUAAUUUUAAAAGUAUUGUUUAUGAACAGUGAAGUUCAUCAGCUCUUAAGAUGUCAUUGAUUUUAAAAGGCACCAAUCAGAAAUAAAAAGUGCUUCCAAUAUGACAUGCUGCAGUUACAAGAUCCAUCCCUAAUUCAGGAAUGUCAAAAUGUAAGGUGUUUAAGGAUCAAAUACAGUAUUCAUUAUUGAGCUUGAUAUAGAUACAUUCCCUUACUCAUUAAGUGAUUUAAAGAAUAUUUUGAUCUUUUUCAUCGUUGUAUAUAUCUUGCCUUAGAUGGGCACAACUUUAAUAUAAAAGAAAGUUUUAAUAUUCAAUUAAAAAUAAUUUUUGUUAUACCUUAUGUGCCUUCAAUAUUACUUUUCUGGGUGCUAUAUUAAUAAAAUGUCUGAAGGCCUUCUAACUCAAAGAAAGAAAACAUUAAUUUUCUCUUUAACUAUUUUACACAAUAUAAAAGAAGUCUCUUUAUUUGUAUUUAAAAUAGGCAAAAUAAGUAAAUUAUUAUAAGUAAUAAUAAAUACUGUAGUGAGGCAGAGAAUUAUAAAUGUUUCCUUUAAACUGUAACUUAAGGUAUAAGGUGUAGGCUCUAAAAACUUUAUUUUCCACCUCUGAAGAAAAGAUCACUGCACUUUUUAAUGGGAGAUUUAAAAACAAGGUGGUCCAGCAAAACUUUCUGGAACUAGAAUUUAAAAUUAAUGGCCCAGUUUAUUUUCUUUUGGGUGGCGUAUUUUAAACAGAGGCAUGCAUAUUGAAAGCAAUUUGAAAUACAUUGUCUCUGUGGUUCUCAGCUAAAGAAUUAAUAACAAUCACCUGAAGAGAUACAUGUUUACAUACACACACCCGUACCCCUUCUAGAUAGGUGUAUAUAUAUAUGUAUACUUUUUAAAACUCACCAACCUCCACUUUAGAUGUAUUAAGAUAUGUAUUUAGUAUACCAUACACUUGGGAUUUUUGUUUUUUAAGAAGUAAAAUACUUUAGUGAUUCAGAAUUAUUUUUAGUGUUUCAACAAAUAUGUACUUAAUUGUAACAAUUGGAGGAUAAAGUCGAUUAUCACAGAUGUUUUAUACUCAAGGAUUAAUCCAAAAAUGAAUUAUUCUAGCAAUAAAGGGAUGGAAGGAAGCAUAUGAGAUGGUUUAUAGGAAAUAUUUUUGAUUCAAGUGAAAACUAUUAAAUGAUAACCAAGGAAUAAUCUACUUGGUAUCAUGAAAUUAAAUGUUUUCAAUUAUAGAAAGCCCCUUUGGGACAAAAUUUCAAGCAUUAAAUCUAUCAGGGACUAGAAAUUAUGUUCUUAGGACUACUUAGAUGUGGAUUGUACAACAAAAACUAAUACAACCCAGUGGUUUAUUUGGGCAUGAAUUUUGCUCAACCGCUGUUCUUCCCUCUACUUAAUUCUCUCCUCUUUCCAGAGGCUCUUUUUGUCCUCUGUGUGCACUUAAGAGUUACGCUACCUUGUUCUAGUCAAGAUACAAAGCCAAUGUUCUAAGUAAAAUAUAUAGUAUAUCAAGGGGUAGAAUUGUGUUAAUGGGCUAUCUUUAUAUGAGAAAUGUUAGAUGGUUUGGAUAGGAUGACCUGUAGUGAAGGGAAGCUAAGACAGUGCUUAUGCAUAGAGCUCAGUAGAUAGUAGAGAGUGAACUUGGAGCUUGUGAGUUGGAGCCCUUCGUUGAACAAGCAUUAGAUGAGUUGGAUGAGCAUGUCACACUCAUGUGACAGUGGCAGAUGUGUGGCGUUUGGUUGAUCUGUGUUGUUCGGCAUUCCUACCACUGCCACCACCACCACCGCCUGCCAUGGACAGCUAUCUCACUGUUCUGUGGUGUUCUCUUGUUCUGCCUUUCCCAUGUUUUUCUAAUCUUUCUAAUCAUAACACUCAUGCUUCCUUUUUUACCCAUUAUUUCAGGCAAGGACUAGGAAUUCGAUUUGUCUGUGUUGAAAGCAGUUUGCUGCCCUUUGGCUUAGUGAUUUCUAAGGUCAUUUUCAGCAUUUAAGUACCUUGAGUUUAUGAAAUAAGUUUUCCGUAAGAGACCAGUUGAGGAAGGAACUGAGGGAAACACUAACAGUAUUAGAAUGCUGUGUAAGAGAGCACAGAUUUCAUUGCCUUUGGGUUUUCAGAACUAACAUUUGGUAGAUGUAUGUCUUGGGACGAAUUAAUGCACCUGUAAGCAUCAUUUCUUAAUAGUUAAUCUGCAGGGUCACUUUUUAAAGUUAUUAUUGAAUAUAAUCUUGGCUAAUAUUUAAUGGACACGUACUAUAUGACAAGAACUGGGGUAAUUUUAUUACCUGCAUAUUAUCCUCAUGACACUCCUGAGGUAGUUACUAUUUUAAUAUUUAUUUUGCUAAAGAGAAACCUAAGUCACAGAUUUAAGUAAUUUCCCAGGGUCUUGCAACUUGUAAAUAUUUGAGCAAAGAUCGAAACCCAGAUCUAUCAGAUUCAGAAAUUUGUACCACAUAAUAGAAUGCCAGACAAACAUGGCAGAGGCUCUCCAGUUAUUAGUUCCUCUUGUCUUCAGAAAAGACAGAUUUGUGCAGAAAAAUGUAAAUUUGAGCAGCUUGACCUGGCUUACCGGGUAAGGCUGCAAUUAAACACUCAACUUGGGUUUUUAUUGUGUUUUAUUUUAUGGGGCUAUCUUAUUUUCCUAUUGCUAAAUAAGCACUUCAGCUUCAUUUUCUUGGAUUCUAUUUUCUGGAUUUUGUUUAUUCUUAAGAUUAUGCCUUGGCAUAGUACUGUUAACUUUUAUUUAUAACUUUGUAUUUUGGAGGCAGGAUUGUGUUGCAUUGAUAUUAAAUAAUAUCUUUUUGAAAACACGUCUCUCCACAUAAAAUUGCAAAUCUUUUUUAUUCUUUAAGGUGUUUUAAUAUAUGUAAGACAGAGUGAGCAAUUGCUUGCAGUUUGUAUUUUAGGCUAAUGGCUUUGGCAGCUCCUUUCUAAAAUUUGACAUUCACACCCUGUAUGUAUAGCCAAAAUUUAGAAUUUUCCAUUGUGUAUAAAAUUCCUAUGAGGAUUAGUCUGUCCUUUAAUGAAAUAGGUAAAAUUAUUCAAGUGGUGAAUGAAAACUAACACUGAUGUAGUCUUCACUUGAAUUCAAGCAGUUUGAAAGCUAGUUAUUGUCAUAGCAGUGGAUAAUUUGCAGUUACUUUACUUUAUUAGAGUAUAUAACCUGAUUCUAGGUUUUCUUUCAAGUCUUCUAACUUUAGAUUCAUAUAAGGCUUAUUAAUCCACAGCAUGUCAUAGUGCUGGCAUUGAUCACCCUUCCUGGAGACUUCAGACAGAUGACUCUAAACAUUGUGGCCAUUUUACUAAUCCACAUAUCAGGCACAUGCAUAUUAUAUUUGGGAGUUGUACUACUAUUUCUACUAAUUUUGCCAAAGGUAAUUAUUUUGCUUAUGUUGUGAUUAUUACGUGAAAUAAAAAAGUUUUGCAUUUGAA